CUAUGGUGAAGACAUUCUUAGAAAAAAAUAGUACCAACUUGGUAAUAUCUAUCAACUAAAGAAAAGGAAAGAGAAGUAUAAAUUAUAGCACACAUACCUUUCCAUUCUCAAUCUCCUUUUAAUUAAGAACAAAAUCAAUGGAGUUCUUCAACAAAGCUAAAGCAGUAAGACUCCGUAGUCACCUUGGCAAGUACCUACUCGCCGACGAGGACCAGGAAACUGUCCGGCAAAGCCGAAACGGCUCCUCCCAAGGCGCGCGUUGGAAGGUCGAGUUCGUCCAAGGCGAUAACCACUUGAUCCGUCUCAAGAGCAUUUACAACAAGUACUUAACUGCAAGUGGUGAACCAUUUUUGCUCGGCAUGACUGGUAAUAAAGUGUUGCAAACGAUUCCGUUGUCGAGAAACGAUGGUUUUACGGAAUGGGAGCCGAUUAAAGAUCGGUUCCGAGUGAAGUUUAGAGCAAGGAAUGGGAAGCUUUUGCGAGCUAACGGCGGACCGCCACCGUGGAGGAACUCGGUAACGCAUGAUAUCCCACAUAGAACGGCUACACAAGAUUGGGUUCUUUGGGGUGUCGAUUUGGUUGAGAUUUUGGAACCGGAUUUGUCAAAUUUUUCUCACGAUUCAGAGAGAUCUCAACAUUCAGAUAAAGGAUCUGCAUCACUUAUUACUCAUAAUUUCAAGCAUGCAUUUGGAAGAGAGGCAAGGUUUCUAUGAUUUUUCUUCUUAUUUUCAUUGCUUAAAUUUCAUCAUCACCAGCAGCAGCACCAUUUUCAUCUUCAUCGUCAUUAUUAUUAUUAUUUAUUUGUUGUUACUAUUUUAGAUAUUAUCAAGUUUGUAAUUAUUUGAUAAAAUAUCAUGCAAACAUUAAACCAAGUCAACACCAAUAAAAAUAAAUAACUAUAAUAGAGGUUACUUUUUUUUA
This is a messenger RNA of Gossypium arboreum, 921 nucleotides long. RefSeq lists its product as uncharacterized. NCBI's taxonomy places the organism in Eukaryota, Viridiplantae, Streptophyta, Magnoliopsida, Malvales, Malvaceae. The record is from RefSeq and is a predicted model, not a curated record. Bases 138 to 713 code for a protein of 191 amino acids. The transcript has a single exon.